CAAUGUCACUCUCGCCAUCGACAUUUAAUCUUAAAGUGAGUGGGAUACCAACGAAUACCGAUGUGGCCAGAGUCAUGACAUGUCUCUUUGAGAAAGAUGUUGAAUUCCGUCACAUCCCUGGGUCAAUAGGACGAAAAUUUGCAGUAGUUCAGGAGAUCGGGAAAAUUGAUGCUUGUUACGAAUCGAGACACAUAUGCAAGUACGUUUGUGAGAAGUUUAGUGAGAAAGGGAAUCGAGAACUGUACGGAAGGAAUCCAUUGGCAAAGAAGAGCAUAGAGGAGUGGAUGAAGAUGGAGGAGGAGAGAUUUGAUUCACCUUCAAAUAUUGUGACGUCUUACAAGGGAGUAAAUUCUAUUUUGAUGAAAAAAAUGAGUUUAGAAGAGUUGGGUGAGAUGAUGGAGAUAUAUGAGAAUACACUCGGGAAGAGUCGUUACCUAGCUGGGGAUGAAUUCACACUUGCAGAUCUCUUCCAUCUUCCCAGUGUUCAUAACUUGGUCAAUAUCACUCACACUGCUCCACUAUUUGCUUCUCCAAACCUUUCCAGAUGGUGGAACGAUAUCUCCUCUCGUCAUUCUUGGAAGAAGCUUCUUCAAAUUCGUCAAGAAUACUUAAAAAGGAAUUAAAAUAUCACUGUGCAAUGUUUCAUCUUCUAAUGUUUUUUGUUUUGUUACAUUUUCUAUUUUUUAGAUAUAUUUUUAAUUUCAGAUAAUUAGGAAGGAUUGUGUGUUCAAAUAAUAAUUAUUUUGUUUCAUGAUUGGAAAGUAAUUUUAAAAUUAUCUUAUUUAAAGUUUUUAUUUUAGAGCUUCUUACUAACUAUAAUAAUCUCAAAUAACAAAUAGAAUGAUAUAUCUUUAAAAUAUCACUAGUACAAUCCAGGCUUUCAACGUAUAGUAUUAAACGUCACAUCAGAAACAAUCAAUAUAAAAAAUAACAAAUAAUAUUAUUGUAAAUAAAAUGACAAAUUAGACAUCGGUCACUCGAUUCUGCCAUGUCAUAAACACGUUUGAAGUCGGCUUUAGUAUACCACCAACGUUCAAUACGAUGCAGAAUAUGUAAGGACCGGGUGUCCUUUUUAAAUUUUAAAAUGAAAGUGGUGGGGAAGGCCUUCUAAUGGGCGACUGCACGUUUGGAAGGGGGAAAGGGACAGCAGCCAGUGGGAGCUUCAAGUUGUGGACGGCUGGGUGGAGUGGGCAGCUGCACAGUUGAAGUGGAGGGGCUUCCCAUUCAACAAAGUGGGCAGCAGCAGGAGUUGGUGGGUCUUCCCACUUUGAGAGUGCCACAGCCACCAAGGAACACCAUCAUCUCCAUCAAUUAGUGGGAUUUGGCACUAGGAAUGCAGGGGAGUGGCUGAGAGUGCAAGGUUUUCCAUUAAAAAGGGAGAGCCGUGGGUUUGAAGGGGUUGGGUUCGGCAUUUGGAGAAGGAGAGGAAGCUUACUGCAGAUUUGGGAGAAGUGAGACAGAGAACGUCCAGAGCUCUUCUGCAAAUCUUUUGGGAGAAAGAUUCAAGGAGGUCUUCAAGAGACGUUGUUGAAGAGAUCACUUUGGAGCAAGAGCUGGAGGAUACUAAGGUUGCGGAGUAGUCUUCUUAGGAACUUUCCCAUCUGAACACGUGUAGUGUUCGAAUCUUUAAGCUGUUUAAGUUUGGUUUCCCGUUUCUUUUAAUUCUGGAUGACUGUAAUUUUACAUUUAAUUACACGUCAUGUCGGCCCGAAAGAAAGAGUAUUUGAAGUCAUAUAUUGUUUUAUGACAUAAACAACAGCGUGAGAGAAUGCAUUUGCUCACUAUUUCUGCAUGCUCACUAUUCUUAGGUUUUCAAUCUAUUAAAUUGACAGCAAUGAAAAAAGAAACUUCAUAUUUUAUAUAA
Messenger RNA from Vigna angularis (adzuki bean), 1864 nucleotides. RefSeq names its product glutathione S-transferase F8, chloroplastic. Lineage: Eukaryota; Viridiplantae; Streptophyta; Magnoliopsida; Fabales; Fabaceae. The coding region runs from base 3 to 623 and encodes 206 amino acids. The transcript has 4 exons. The record is from RefSeq and is a predicted model, not a curated record. Gene Ontology annotation, cellular component: cytoplasm. Gene Ontology annotation, molecular function: glutathione binding; glutathione transferase activity.